Molecule: messenger RNA, 1746 nt
Organism: Prunus armeniaca (apricot)
Lineage: Eukaryota; Viridiplantae; Streptophyta; Magnoliopsida; Rosales; Rosaceae
Source: the annotation of a GenBank genome assembly
AUGAUUUCUCUUUGCCUAAAGGAAAGAAUUUUGGGUGCAGGAACAGUUUGCCAGCUCACUGGCAGUUUAACAUUUCUUGUUAUGGGUUGGCUGACUAAGAUUCUCAAAGGUUCUAGCUAUAAAGGGCACUCUCAUCGGAAAUAUGGGCAUGAUAGAUCGUGGGACGAACCUCGUGAUUCAGUGGAAGAGGAUGUAGAUAUUGCUAUUGCAUUGUCCCUUUCAGAACUAGAUCAAAAAGGAAAAAAUGUAAUCGAAGAUGAAUCUGAAUCAGAGGAUGAUGAACAAUCUGCUAAAUUUGAAUCAGACAGUGAUGAACAACCUACCAAAGUUCAGUCAGACGAUGAUGAGAAACCUGCCAAAGUUCAGUCAGACGAUGAUGAAAAACCUGCCAAAUUUCAAUAUGAGGAAGAUGAACAAAGUGCUAAAGUUCAAUUGGAGGAAGAUGAACAACUUGCAAAGGCUCUUCAAGAAAGUUUGAACAUGGGUUCUCCUCCUCGAGAUGAUAAUGGCAGUAUAUUUCAACCUUUUCCAUUCUUCAUGCCAGCUGGGUACAGUAGGAUAUGUGCUGGCUGCAAGUUGGAGAUUGGCCAUGGGCGAUAUUUGAGUUGCAUGGGUACUGUUUGGCAUCCAGAAUGUUUUCGUUGCCGUGCUUGCAAUCUUCCAAUUACUGAUUAUGAGUAUUCUAUGUCUGGGAAUCACCCUUACCACAAAUCCUGCUAUAAGGAGCAGCAUCACCCAAGAUGUGAUGUUUGUAAGAAUUUUAUCCCAACAAAUUCAAAUGGUCUUAUUGAGUAUAGGGCACAUCCUUUCUGGCUACAAAAGUACUGCCCCUCUCAUGAACGUGAUAGGACGCCUCGGUGUUGUAGCUGUGAAAGAAUGGAGCCAAGGGACGCAAGAUAUUUGUUACUUGAUGAUGGUCGGAAGCUAUGUCUGGAGUGUCUAGACUCAGCAAUUAUGGAUACACACGAAUGCCAACCCCUUUAUCUUGAAAUACAAGAUUUUUACGAAGGUUUAAACAUGAAAGUGAAGCAGCAAGUUCCAAUGCUCUUGGUUGAGAGACAAGCUCUAAAUGAGGCCAUGGAGGGAGAAAAGAAUGGUCAUCAUCACAUGCCAGAGACUAGAGGACUCUGCUUGUCAGAAGAACAGACUGUUACCACUAUUUUACGGAGGCCAAAGAUCGGAGCUGGCUACCGGAUGAUAGACAUGGUAACUGAGCCUCAUAGGCUGAUUCGCCGCUGUGAAGUAACAGCAAUUCUUGUAUUGUAUGGCCUUCCUAGGUUGCUGACAGGGUCGAUUCUGGCUCAUGAGAUGAUGCAUGCAUGGCUAAGACUUAACGGCUAUCCGAACCUGAGCCCGGAGGUUGAAGAAGGUAUCUGCCAAGUGUUGGCCCAUAUGUGGCUGGACGCUGAGAUGUAUUCUACAUCCGGUAGUGAUGUUGCCUCAUCAUCUACGUCUUCCUCCUCUUCAUCCUCUUCUAGUUCGGCGUCAUCUAAGAAGGGAAAACGGUCUGACUUUGAGAAGAAGCUUGGUGAUUUUUUCAAACACCAAAUUGAGUCGGAUUCAUCAACAGCAUAUGGAGAAGGAUUCAGGAUAGGAAAUAAAGCAGUGCUCAAGUAUGGUCUAAGGAGGACCCUUGAUCAUAUUCGAAUGACUGGAAGCUUUCCGGACAGAAAAUCCAUAUACAUCAUAAAGGGGAGAGAGAGAGAGAGAGAGAGAGAAGCAAUGGAAAUGCUCACUUCUAUGUGA